Messenger RNA from Trypanosoma theileri, 960 nucleotides. RefSeq lists its product as uncharacterized. The transcript has a single exon. NCBI's taxonomy places the organism in Eukaryota, Euglenozoa, Kinetoplastea, Trypanosomatida, Trypanosomatidae. Bases 1 to 960 code for a protein of 319 amino acids. The record is from RefSeq and is a predicted model, not a curated record.
AUGAUGAUGAUGCGCCGUGUGAUGUGUGUGUUGGCCGUUGUGCUGUGCUGCGCCUGCGGGUAUACCAUGACGGCUGCUGCUUCUGGUUCUGCGGUUGUUCCUCGUGCUGACGAAUCAUCGACGGCGAUGGCGUUUGCUGGUCAUAUUGUGAAGUACCUUAUUCCUAGUCACAACAGUACGGAUUUUUUUGGUGACAAUAAGACGUCUGUUGAAUCAUCUCGAAAGAGUGUUCUUGAUGGUCAAGAGAGCACUGAAGUAACUAAUUUGAAGAGUGGAGAAGGUAUCUCAAAUGGUCCUAUGGUUGAUAAGGAACGUAAGUUGGAUGCUGAGGGAUCAGCCGCAGCAGAGGAAUUACACAAAAACUCUGUUGAGGACAAAAGGACGACGUUAACUCCUGACGUAGACCAACCUCACGUUGUGGAGUCUCCCAGUGUUUCAGAUCCUAUUGACCAACAAAAACAAGAAAAACAAGAGGUAUCACUUAAUACAGGUGACUCCUCUUCUCCUUCACCUAAAGGAACAACUGAUGCUGGGGAUAGUAGUGGACCAGGUACAACAACAGUGGCUGGAGCCCAAUCUGGUGAAAAAGCAGUAGUUGUCCCAGAGACAUUGAAUACUCCAGCACAACCUACAACUCCAACGAGUUCUUCUGCGAGUGCACCUGCUGAUGCCAAUCUUUCCCAAAGUGUACCUGCAGAGAGCAGCACAAUUUCAACAUCUUCCACUAACAACAGUACAGGUGACAGUACUUCUGGCGGGCCCACAGGUGUGAGUCCGACAGCAGACACAGAAGGAACCAAUUCAACUUCUACACCUAAGGCAGUCCCAGAGAUCAACAGCAUUGCCCCCACUGUACUGAAGAAGGGUAAUGUUGACAGCAGUAGUAUCAGUUCUGUGUGGAUGCGCACUGCAGCACCGCUGCUGAUUGUGGCUGUGUUGUUCACUGUUACCGUGUACUGA